AGCGUGCGACUAUUCUGCGGCACUUGCCGGGGCUCUUUCUGAUUAACUAAUCCACCCAAGUUACUCAGACUCAGCUUUCACCUCCAUUCACCGGAUCGUCUUCCAAUAUGGUUGCACGACACAGGAAUUUCCAGAAUAUGGAUUAUGAUACUCUGCUCAAUGAUGGGUUGGAUCGUGUUCGAGAUACGAUAGGCAACUUGGCUCAAUCUGGACUCACGGAUGCCUGGAUCAAGGAUGUCUUAUGGGACUGCAAUUUUGAAGUGGAGGAGACAGUCCAUUUUGCUAUUGAGGAGAUCGAAAAGAACCGGCUUGCCCAGGAACGUAAAGCCAGUAUGAAAGACCUCCCCCCGCUUCCUCCGGGAGAGAACGACGAGACAACUUCGCGCGAACUCGGCUACGGUGAAUACUCGCCACCUGUGUUCAAUCAGCGCGGCUCCAUCGAAGAAGAGACAACCCCGCGCGAGCGCCGAACGAACCUUCCUCUCAUCGUUCUUGCUCAGCAGAAAUACGGAGGUGGAGGUGUGAUCGAGGAGGAGGAGGAACAUUCAAGCGGUCCAGUGAAGCGUAUCCUGAGCACGAUCAGCGAGAAGACGGAACGGACCGAGGUCUUGUCCCCAUUGUGGGCACCGGGUAACAUCGACCACCCGCGUCUCUCUCUACACACGCUCAAUCGGGUUUCGAGCUCGGUGGCUACGUCAUAUGGGGAGGCCGUGGAUCCUGAGGAGACGACAUUUGGCUCAUUGGACCCCGAUCUCAUCCCUCCGUCGCCUUCUGGAUCAGCGCUGCACAGGUUAUCAAUAUACGAACCUGCCCCAUCGUUGCCACCGUCUGAGGCAGACAGUAUGGAAAGCUCUGCUCUCUUUGGCUCCCGUCGACAUGCUCCCAGUGAGCCGGUUCCUCCCUUGGAUACCAUCCCGGAUAUUCCAGACAUGAAUUCCAAGUCUAGUCGGCCAGUGACGGUUAGUGCGUCACAGCCAGCAAAGAAGUCGAAGCUAGCGCAAUUGGCGAGCAGUCGGGCAUCUUCCUCGAAGAGCGCCAGGUCUGAGAGCUCUCAUACAAGCACGCCGGAAGACGUGGAGUCUGUUAAGACGUAUCCCAAUCUUCGACCAACUUCGCAGUCUAUUCGGCCACUCAGCACGGCUUUGACCACUUCUUCAAGCAUGUCAGCACACGUUCGACGGGCUAUUGCCACUGCGCUUGAAUUUGAGGCGGUCGAGCAGGAGGAUGGGGCCACCGUGAAAUCGGCUGUAACAGCUAAAUCUGGUGCUACCGGCAAGUCUGGUACCUCGGUCAAGUCCUCUGCAACAGCCAAAAGUGGCUCUACCAUCCGGCCUGUUCCACCGCCUGCGCCGAUUGCAUCGAAUAGCAGCAGCCCGUCCCAAAAGCCGCAGUCAAAGCUGGCUCUUCUCGCACAAGCAAACAAGGCUGCUCGUGCUGCUGCUACUGCUGGGAAGCAUCAAAUCGUGCCGACGACCCAGCCGACCUGGAAAGGACCUGUCUUGCCGGAGGAGCACACCGAAUACCUCACACCUAUCGCCAACGGCUCGAGUGUUACGACGGCCAUCACCACAUCGUAUCAAUCUCUGUACUCCCUGACAGACCCGGCGCGCCAGCCCAUGACGAAGGCGCCGUUCGUUGCGCCUCUGCCCAAUCCAGGGACAGAGAUUCCCAAACCCUCUAAAUUGGCUAUGAAGAUGAAAAAGAACCAAGAGAAACCCGUCCCCCAACCGGCUAUCGCCGAACCGCCGCCUCCCCCUGUCUCGCCCAUCUUCUCGCCCAAGCGCACCCGAUCACACGGGACUCCCUCGGCAUUCGGAGCACUGCUUGUUGAUGAGCAAGAGCCAGCGAAGCGCAGAAGCAAGGCCAAAACCAGAUCUGGCCCGCGACACACUGCCCAGAAGAUACCUGAUCUCUUUGCGUUGGCUGGGGACGUCUCGGCUUUUGAUGGCCCGAGUCCGGACGACAUCGUGCUCAAUGCUCGGCGCGACACCUUGACUCGUUUCUUCUUAAUUGUUGUUGUUUUACGGAGUGCUAAUCUAUUUGUUGUGCGAACGAUAGACGCGAAAGAGCGCGAGAAAGCGCAGAAGCAGGCGGCUGCGGCGGCUCGACCUGCACCCGCGACUCCAGGCAAGAAAACACUUGCGACCAAGGCGAACGCGCGUCCGACUGCGAGUGGUUCUUCAACCCCCAAAUCCAAAGCUCCAGUCGAUCAGAGGGAACUCGAUCUGUCUGGGCUGAACUUACUAACGAAAGAGGAGUACAAGACAGAGCCGGCGCCGAAAGUAAGCUUUGCUCGUGACAAGCUAUUGGAGCAAGCCGCCCUGGCGAUCGAGGAGCAAGAAAAAGGCAAGAAGGCGCUGAGCCUGGUUGUCAUCGGCCACGUGGAUGCUGGCAAAUCGACCCUGAUGGGACGGCUGUUGUAUGAAAGUGGGAAGAUGGACGAGAAGACCAAGACGGCCAACGAACGUAAUAGUGGCAAGGCAGGCAAGAGCAGUUUCAGCUGGGCAUGGGGACUAGAUGGCACGACAGAGGAACGAGAAAGGGGAAUCACUAUGGACAUCGCCGUCCAAUCCUUCUCCACACCACAUCGGCAAAUCACUGUGCUUGAUGCUCCGGGCCACAAAGAGUUCGUGCCCAAUAUGAUAUCCGGCGCCGCGCAGGCCGACUGCGCACUACUGGUCGUCGACGCGUCCACAGGGGAAUUCGAGGCCGGUUUUGAGCGAGGCGGACAGACGCGCGAGCAUCUGAUUCUUGCUCGCAGCCUUGGUGUCGCCCAAGUCACCGUGGCUGUGAACAAGCUCGACCAGGUCGAAUGGUCUCGUGAUCGGUUCGAGGAGAUCUGUGGCAUCCUCAAGCCGUUUUUGGUGCAGUCGGGCUUCCACCCGUCCAAGACGAGUUUUGUGCCCGUGGCUGCGAUGAUGGGCGUGAAUCUGGUCACAUGCGACCAGAAGGAAGCGCAAGGGUUGAUCCAAUGGUACAAAGGCCCGACGCUGUUUGAUCUGCUCGACAAACUGGAACCUCCAAAACGGGAUCUGACUACGCCUGUGCGGAUUCCCGUUGCGAAUAUUUUCAAGGGCCAGGGAUCCGGCAUCUCGGUGUCCGGCCGGCUGCUGAGCGGUGUCGUUCAAGUGGGUGAGCGCUUGCGUAUCAUGCCGGGUGACGAGUCGGGCGUCAUCAAAACGAUACAGGUCGAGGAGGAAACCGUGCCUUGGGCUGUCGCAGGGUCCAAUGUGACGCUGGCGCUGGUCAAUGUGGAUCCAAUCCAUUUGACAAUCGGGAGUGUUCUCUGCCCGCCGACCGAUCCCAUCCCGCUGGCCACGACGUUUACGGCGAAAGUGAUCAUCUUCGAUAUCACGGUCCCGAUCAUCACCGGGGCGAUGGUGGAGCUGUUCCACCACUCACACGAUGUUCCUGCGACAGUCUCCAAGCUCAUUGCCACGCUGGACAGGGUCUCGGGCAAGGUGAUCAAGGCGGGGCCUCGGGUGUUGAGCAAAACAUCGUCUGCGGAAGUCCAGAUUACUCUGCGAGCACCGGCGCGCCCCAUCCCGCUCGAGCCCUAUGCCGUCAAUAAGGCAAUGGGUCGGAUCCUUAUCCGGCGGGAAGCAGAGACGAUUGCAGCUGGUGUUGUUGUUGACAUCCUGGGCUGAAUAUUAUCGAUCAUUUAUGCAGAUCUUAUGCCUCACAAUAUCUAAUCUUCUUCACACGAGUACGGGGCUUCACUCUCAGCAGUUAUCCAUCCAGAGUGUAGCAAGUAUAGAAGACGACAUGUAGUACUAGCCAUAAACAAAACAGAAAUCACUUUUUCUCCUCCUUGUCCUUAUCCGAGAACAGACCCUUCAACUUGCCGAAGAUCGAGUGCCGCUUUUUUCGGGCGCUGGCUGUCGUACCGAAUUUGCCGGAUCCCGACGGUGAGGAGGACACCGAGCUCGGGCUCCCAGCCGCAGGGAACGCGUGGUUCUUCUUCGCAGGCGUCGUCGGUGUGCUCGCCUGGGUCGCUUGAGGCGAUGGAGUGCCCGUUUUGGGUGUCGAGGGGGCCGCAGGGGAGGCCGCCGGCGCGGUUGUUUCUGUCACGGGCGCUGCGGUCGUCGUCGGCGUAGUUGUCGGCUCGGGGAUCGCCUGUGUAGCCUCUGGCACUAGUGGUUCGGCAGCCAUGAGCUCCGGUUCGUUCGUAACAACGCCGUUUGCCGGGGAGGCAGGCACAGCGGUCGUGAUCGGCUCGGCGGCAGCGGGCGCGGCGGCAGUCUCGGGAAUGCUGUCUGCGGUAGAGGCAGGAACAGCAGUGGUGAUUGGCUCGGUCGCAGGCGUCGAUCCAGCCACGGGCUCGGCUGCAAGGGGUUUGACGUCCCGAACGGCUGCCUCUUCCGUCACAAUCGGCUCAGGGAUCACCGGUGUGACCUCUGGUGCUGCGUGUUCGGACGAGCCAUUUGGUGUGGAUGCAGGGACAGCGGUCGUAAUCGGCUCCUCCGCCGCAGACGUAGCGGGGGCGACCUCGUCUGAGGGCAACUUGACCUCGCCGUUUUCUUCUACAGGAAGCUAGACCGGCGCAUAAACUUAGAUGCAGUCGAAAUGGAGUACAGUGCUCUUUGCACAUACCUUGGCCGCGUUUAUAGGAUCCACUCCCGUGUGGGUCUCAAUCACCGCGCCCAGCGCCGACGCAAUGUAGCCUAACGCAGAGGACGUGCCCUCCUGGGCCGUGAGCGUGUCCACCACAUCCGCAAUCGUUGUCGUCGUCGUCGGGGCGGCAGCGGCGGCAUCUCCGUUCUCCGCCGCUCCCGCCGGCCCUGCGCCGACAGGCUCAGGCUCCGACUUCAGCGCUGAUGCGACCACGGGCUGCGUGGCCGGCACUGCGGCGGGCUUUGCAGGUGCAACAUAGACAUUGUUGACGUUGCCCGACGCAUCCGCCUCCGUCGGUGCUGCCGCGUCACACACCCACUGCGAGUCGACGACAAACUUGAACAGGAUGCGCUCGCCCCAUGGGACCCGCGUGGACCCGGUGAAGCCGCCCGCGCCCGUGUCCUUGGUGAGGUGCAGCGAGGAGGACCACUGGUCGAACGUGCCGGUCACUAGCGAGCGAGAAGUCGAAGAGGAAGGAUACGUGGAAGAUUAGAUUUGGCUUGCUGAUGGGGAGUAGCAUAGGAGCGUACCGAUGACGGAGGCGGGUUCCGUGGAAGGCCAAGUGAAAUGCACCACAUGCGAAUCGUCGACCAUAGCCUACAAUUGUGGAAUGGAACAAAAAAAGUUCAACGGCACGAUUUCCACGGCUUGUCGAACAGCAAGUUUCGCCGAAGCUCCGCUCGACCAACCAGCGCUCGACGCGAUCACGUGGUAUGACGGAUUUCCAUUUCGCACGAUCGGAAACAGUGUUUGAUUGGUAGGAAGGAUAGCGACGAUAACAAGCAGGACGAUCAUCUCAGGAGCGACACUACACUUCAAGUGUCUCUGUGUCGGAAAGGAUAUGGGGACGGAAGCCGUCCGAGCGUCUCGGCUUUAACAUAUCGGAUUGGCCCAAAUCUGCAGCCAAGCGCUUGAGAACCAGGAUUCGAAGGAGACAAAGACGGAACGGAACGCACAUGUCGGACGUCGGAG
Molecule: messenger RNA, 5586 nt
Organism: Mycena citricolor
Lineage: Eukaryota; Fungi; Basidiomycota; Agaricomycetes; Agaricales; Mycenaceae
Source: the annotation of a GenBank genome assembly